AUGGCUGUUAUAGGGGAUUAUCUUAAUAGUCUUACUAUUUGUGUAGGAUUGUCUAUGUAUGGAGAAAACACGUUCACGUUCGUGGCGCUCAAUGUAUUCCCACACUUUUCUUGCCAAUCAGCCGUCAAAAGUGGCCUUGCGGACCACCAAUUUGUCAAAAACUUCGAAAUAGCACAUUGGCGGUUGAAAGUCCAACAUGCACUGAAAAAGAUCCAUGCCCUCCAGACUACUGCCACCACGAAGGUAAAUGUAGACGGAAUGGCACUGAAUUCUUUUGCGAUUGCCCUCGAGGCUACCAUGAUGGGCUCAUACCGAUGUGAAUGUGAUGCUGGAUUCAUCGGAAGUGAUUGUCAGGUGUAUCGAAGUGGUUUUGAAUGCACUCCAUCGGGUCCAAACGCUUGUAGGAAUGGUGGAUUCUGUUUAGUAGAGAAAAACAACAACACAUGUAUUUGCCCUCCCAUGUAUCAAGGACUUUACUGUGAAAAAGACGUCGACGAAUGCGCAAUCUCAAAUCCCUGCGAAAAUGGAGGCACCUGCAUCAAUACUGAAGGAGGCUUCAUCUGCCUUUGUACCGCCGCGUUUGAAGGAGAAACAUGCAGUAUAAAUAAGGAUGACUGCCUAUACAACAAGUGUGAAGCUGGUGCGACAUGCGUUGAUCUGACAGGAUCCUAUCGGUGCGAAUGCCCUUUAGGAAGGACUGGCUCUUUCUGCCAGUAUAAUGAUCCAUGUGUCAAUAUGCCUUGUCUCAACGGAAGAUGUAUUGGGGAUCCAGCGACUGGCAACUACACAUGUGCAUGUGAUCAUGGUUAUACGGGAUCGCACUGCGACCUGGACAUCGAUGAAUGUGCAGAAUGGGGUGAGGCGAUUUGCUAUAACGGAGCCACAUGCGUUAAUAUUGCUGGAGGAUACACUUGUGAAUGCCCGGCAGGAACUGAAUUUGCGAGUACUAUUCCCGUCAUUGUUCAGAAGAUCGUCGACCAUUGCGCAAGCAAUCCUUGUCUUAACAAUGGACAAUGUAUCAAUGCCGCUCGCGCCAGCAUUUGUCACUGUGCACCAGCCUUCUUUGGGGAGAAGUGCCAAUUUAAGAGGAAGCCAUGCUCUCGAAGUCGAUGCGACAAUGGAGCAACCUGUCGGCCAACGGCCAAUUAUAGAAACUAUACUUGCGAGUGUAAGCCAGGAUUCGAGGGAAAAUUCUGCGAAGUGGACAUAAACGAAUGCAAAGACCAGCCCUGCCGUAACGGAGGGACAUGUCACAAUACUCAUGGAAGCUAUAACUGUAUCUGCCCAGAAGGCUAUACCGGGAAAAAUUGUUUGGAGAAUAUUGACGACUGCGCUAGAAAUCCCUGCUUGAAUAACGGUACAUGCUUUGACGAGCUAGCGAACUUCCGAUGCGUUUGCCGCCCCGGCUUCACUGGCAGAACCUGCGGUGUUGACAUCGGUAAUGACUGCGCUUCAAAUCCUUGUCUAAAUGGCGCCACAUGUGUGGACGGAAUUAAUCGCUACGAAUGUCUGUGCAGGCGAGGAUUCAGCGGGCGAGACUGCCAUUUUAACGAUGACGAUUGUAGGCCUGGGCUCUGCCUGAAUGGUGGUAGAUGCAUCGAUGGCGUGGAUGAUUACAAGUGUGAAUGUCCUCGUGGUUUUACCGGUCAAAAUUGUCAAAUUUUUGUAAAUCUUGAUAAAUUCAACGAAACGGACAGCUGCGAAUCUAAAGCCGGUGAUGGAAAAUGCGAUGAAGAGUGUAACUUUUACGCAUGCGCUUUUGACGGUGGUGAUUGCUCCGCUCGAGAGCCAGAACCUUUUUCAAAAUGUAGUGCUGCAAGCUACUGCUCCCAUGUGUUCAAGGAUGGACGAUGUGACUCCAUUUGUAACAACGAAGCGUGCCUAUUUGAUGGAUUCGAUUGCGUCCCGACCACUCCCCGUUGUCCUCCACAGGUUGCGGAUUACUGUCGCUCGCAUUACGCGGACGGGAUUUGCGACAAUCAGUGCGAUCUUCCUGGAUGCGCUUUUGAUGGAGGCGAUUGCUCUACGAAAAAACAUGCUGCGCUUUCUGGAGACAUAUCUCUAGUCGUCUUAACUACUCCAGAACAAUUCACAAAGCAUGUGGGGAUGUUCCUUCUUACUCUAAGUCAAAAACUGCGUGCGUCAGUUCGAAUUAAGACUGACGACGACGGACCACUCGUUUUUCACUGGAAUGGCAAACCGUCUCCCAAGCGAAUCGCUCUUCCUAGAGAUCAACAUUUGUUCGUACAAUUCGGAGGCGAAAUUCGUCUGAAACGUUCUGUUGCGAAUGUUGGUGUGUUGGUUUGGAUUGAAGUCGACGUUUCCGGCUGUCACGGUGACUGCUUCAGUGACGUGGACACUGUUGCCAACUACCUUGGUGCAGCUAGCGCUAAGAAGGACCUGUCAGAGAUGGGCAUGCCCAUCUACGAAGCGAUUGCUCGACAUCCAGAUUCUACCGUAUCUCUUCCGCACUCUGACGGAUAUUGGGCAUUUAUCAUCGGCUGUUUCGCUAUUUUAAUCGUUAUUGCUAAUAAGCUUGCUUCCCUAUCCCAAAGUGAACAGAUGCUGCGUGCUGGAUUUUACUCUGAUCAUUUAUUUGGGUCAAAACGUCCUCGUUUAGAAAACAUGAACUUUUAUGACACCGACCCGUUCGCCUCUGCUUUGCACUCUCACAAAUAUCCCAGAGUGGAACUGAAGCCCACGAAAAAAGUGCACCCACCUCCAACACUCCUCCAUGAGCAAGCCUCAUCCAGCGUACCUAUAGAAGUCGACCAGUCAACAGUAAACGUACGCGGUCCUUUUGGAAGAACGGCAUUGAUGAUGUUGUGUGACAACUCGGAAAAGACUGAAAGCCAGCUCGUUGAAGAAGCGGCAAAGAUUUUGAAUGCCGGAGGUGAUCUGAACAUGCAAGAUGAUGAUGAGGAAACUGCUAUAUUUAUUGCUGUCCGAAGAGGAAGACUAGCCCUUGUAAAGAAGCUUCUGGAUAUGGGAGCUGAUCCCACUAUCAUGAAUAGGAACGAUUCCACAUGCUUACAUGAAGCAGCAGCGAAUUGUAAUCUGCGAAUGGUAGAGGAGCUUCUGAAACACAACUCCGUUGUCAAAGAGAGCGCUCUUUCCUACAAUGGACGCACAGCGCUACAUUACGCUGCGCAAGUGAACAACGUGCAAAUGAUUGAGUUCCUUAUAAGCAAAGAUGCCAACAAGGAUGCGCAAGAUUUGGAGGAUCGCACACCGCUAUUCCUUGCCGCAUCUCACGGGCAUGUGGAGGCAGUUCAGGCGCUCGUCAAAGCCGGAGCAUCCCUAGAAAUCACGGAUCAAAAGGACCGUACUCCUUACAAAGUAGCGGAAGAAAACGAGUUCCGAAAUGUCUUGGAAGUUUUAGACUCGGAGGAAAAUAAAACUAGUGUGCCGCUUCAUAUGGCUAUAGGAAAAAACUCCGUAAAAAACAACAGCCGUCAGGUUAAGCGGAUUCCCGUCAAGCGGAAGCCACAACCGUUAACGCCACCGCAUUCUGACGGAUGCGGCUCAACUCCUUCGCCGCACACUACGACGUAUGGACCUUCAUCCAGGCCAACAGCCUCAGUCUUGGAUUCGCCGUCCAGCGAUCGCACUAGCAGCGGAAAUGACGGAUUCUCUCCCGGAUCUCUACCCAUGACGCACCCCUCCUACUGGACUUCGGACGUUUCACACCAGUCUCCACCAUAUGAAAGCACGGAAUUAGGUGUCUGCUCCUACUACGGGAACUACUCGCAGAACUCUUCCUACGCCCACUCUUUUUCUGCUACAGCCUAUCCAUCCUGCCAGUACUCGGAAAGGUUUUUGAGGAAACUGAUAAAAAUAUCAGCAGCUUCUGGGAAAUGUACGAGUCCCUCACAAACUCUCUAUGCUACGCAUGCAUAUGACAGAACAUUGAUGGUGAUAGUGCAUCCGUUGAAAAUUAUAUUAACAGUAAUUUUUGAUAGUCGACUUGUCAAAGAUCUUGCAGUGCGAACACUCUACAUUUUUGAACACAGCGAUACUGUUGAAGAAGAUACU
This is a messenger RNA of Strongylus vulgaris, 4035 nucleotides long. NCBI's taxonomy places the organism in Eukaryota, Metazoa, Nematoda, Chromadorea, Rhabditida, Strongylidae. The record is from the annotation of a GenBank genome assembly.